Messenger RNA from Labrus bergylta (ballan wrasse), 1429 nucleotides. The record is from RefSeq and is a predicted model, not a curated record. NCBI's taxonomy places the organism in Eukaryota, Metazoa, Chordata, Actinopteri, Labriformes, Labridae.
UGCCGCCCAGUGAUCACUUUGUUUGCUCGGAUCGGCGGUCUGUGAUUCUGGUGUAAGAAGGGAGGAAAAAGUGGAGGAAAGAGACAGAUUUGUUUGGCCUUUUUCUGUUUUUUUUUUUUCUUUGAGGAGAUGUCUCGGUACCACAAAGCGGCAAUUGAUGGAUACUUGGACCUCUUAAAGGAGGCCACAAGGAAGGACCUGAACACUGCAGAUGAGGAUGGCAUGACUCCCACUUUACUGGCUGCUUUCCAUGGACAUGUCGAUGCUCUUCAGCUCAUAUGCAGCAGAGAAGGAGACCCCAACAGGAGUGACAUCUGGGGAAACACACCGCUUCACCUUGCAGCAGGCAACGGCCACAUGCACAUCCUCAGCUUUCUGGUCAACUUCGGUGCCAAUCUGUUUGCUCUGGACAAUGAAUUCCACACGGCCAUGGAUGUGGCUGCCUCCCGUGACCGCAUGGACUGUGUGCGCUUCCUGGACGCCUCUGCCUCACAGCAGACCAACCAGAAUCCAAAGAAGGUGGCCACCCUAAAGAAGGAGGCCACCAAAGAAGCAGAGAAGCGUGUGAAACUCUGCGAGAAGGUGAAAAAGAGGCACCAGAGCAAGAUGGAUAAACUCCAACGAGGAGCAGGAAAUACUGGGUCUGUUUCAGAGGCCAGCAUGGCAUCAGGGUUCUCAAACGGUGGCAACAUAAACAGCGUCAAUGAGCAGUUCUCCAAGCUUAUAGCUGCUGAUAAGUCUGGCUCUCUUACAGCCAGGGUUAAAGGCACACUGCAGAAGAAGAUGGGGAAGAAAGAUAAAGGCACCCUGCAGAGAUCAGGAGGAGACGGAAAUGUCAUUUUCCUCAAACAGGAGGGGGGAGCCUCUGAAAACCCAGAGUUUCUGGAUGUCUUCAAUGAGCAGGAAGAGGACAUGAUGGGUGGCGAAGGAAUGACAGACUUUGAAGACUAUGAUGACAACGAAGAAUCUGGCCAAGUCAAACAGUCCAUCUUCAACCGGCCAGGACUCGGAGGUCUGAUUUUUAUGAAGAAGAUGGGGCUGGAGUCAGACGACAUCCCUGGUGGAACCAAUGAAAAUCUUGGUUUCCUCGUUCAGAACGAGUUAUUCGAUGCAGAAGAAGAUACCACUGGCCUAGGUGGGAAUGAUGAUGCCGAGCUGCCCUGGGACCAAGAAGAUCUGGGACUGGAUGAUGAUGAAGAUGAGGAAACCUCUCCUUUGGAUGCAUUCUUGUCGUCCAUCUCGUUGCCAGAGUUUGCUCCUGCAUUCAGCAAAGAGCACCUGGACCUGGAGGCGCUGAUGCUCUGCUCCGAUGAUGACCUGAAAGGCAUUCGCAUCCAGCUGGGACCAAGGAAGAAGAUCUUGGAGGCUGCCGCUCACAGGAAGCGCGCUCUUGAAAACCCUGGCAUAAUGAAGGACAGCUGCUUAUAAU